AUAUUUUUAAACUUUGAACAACUCCUAGCUGCUUGUAAAAAAAAAAAAAUUACAAUAACGAUUGAGCAAAGUAAAAAUGUUGAGAGUACAACGCGACUUCAAGCAAAAAGUAAAAACUGGUUUUACUUAGGGCAGGUCGUAUAACUGCUUCAAAAUUCGGGAGUGUAUGCUGCGCAAACAUCACCCAACCACCAAUCAGUUUGAUUAUGCAAGUAUGUUACCCCAUUCAAGCACGUUUUUGCACAGCAGCAACAAAAUGGGGAAAUGACCAUGAAAAAAAAGCAUUGACUUUAUAUUCCACAACUAUGGAAAAGAAACACUCUAAAUUUUCAAUAAAAAAUUGUGGAUUUUUUAUUUCAGUUCAACAACCCUUCCUUGGUGCAUCACCAGAUGCAGUUAUUAAUUGUGAUUGUUGUGGAAAUGGUUGUCUGGAGAUAAAAUGUCCAUAUAGUAUGAGAGAUAAAUACAUUAGCGAAUUAUUAGAUUUUAAAAAUUGUUGUCUGGAAAAUAAAGCUGGUUAUAUAUCUUUAAAAAAAUCACAUAAAUAUUACUAUCAAGUUCAGUGUCAGUUAUAUGCUUCAUCAAGUAACUACUGUGAUUUUUUUAUUUGGACAUCAAAAGAUUCGUAUUGCGAAAGAAUAUUGCCGGAUUUGGAAUUUAAAAUCUAA
Messenger RNA from Hydra vulgaris (swiftwater hydra), 668 nucleotides. NCBI's taxonomy places the organism in Eukaryota, Metazoa, Cnidaria, Hydrozoa, Anthoathecata, Hydridae. The record is from RefSeq and is a predicted model, not a curated record.